Molecule: messenger RNA, 2463 nt
Organism: Hyposmocoma kahamanoa
Lineage: Eukaryota; Metazoa; Arthropoda; Insecta; Lepidoptera; Cosmopterigidae
Product: 3'-5' ssDNA/RNA exonuclease TatD
Exons: 6
Coding region: 117-1031 (304 amino acids)
Cellular component (GO): cytosol
Molecular function (GO): single-stranded DNA 3'-5' DNA exonuclease activity
Source: RefSeq, a predicted model, not a curated record
CAGCUCAGUGAAGAAGGCAAACGCUGCUAGUCUCUAAAAAUCUCGAAGCUUAUUUAGCAGGAGUGUUUGAUACAAUUUGUAAACACCAAUCAAAUAAGCUUCAUAUAAAAUUUACGAUGACGUCUGAAGAAACCCAGAUUUCCGAGGAACUGAAGGGAUGUUACGAGAAUCUUAUUGUGAUCGACAUUGGCGCAAACCUGACGAAUAAGAAAUACGGCCGUGAUCUAGAUUCAGUAGUGCAACGGGCAAAAGAUGCAGGAGUCCAGAAGAUCAUGGUCACAGGAACUUCAGUGAAGAACAGUAAAGAAGCAUUGAGACUGACCCGUCUUUAUCCGGGAACUAUUUAUUCAACAGCAGGUGUUCACCCCCACGAUGCAAAAUCAAUGGUAGAAGAAGAGAUGUGGACUGAGCUCCAGCAAAUAGCCAGCGCGCCGGAAUGCGUGGCGGUUGGGGAAUGCGGCUUGAAUUACAGCAAAGACUUUUCCGAGCCAGCCGUACAGAGAGACGUCUUUAAGAGACAGAUAGAAAUGGCCUGCGGUCUUCGCAAACCUUUAAUCGUACACGAAAAAGAAGCUCAAGACGACGUAAUAAAAAUCCUAGACGAUUUCGGAACAAGAUUACCUGCGGUCGUUAUCCAUUCGUUCACGGGCACUGUGGAACAAGGCCUUAAGUAUAUAGAGAAAGGGUUUUACAUUGGUAUAACUGGGUAUAUUUGUAAGGACAAGUCCGAUGGAGGUAUACGACGGUUGCUUUCGGAGAGAAUGCUCCCGUUGGAUAAGUUGCUCGUGGAAACUGAUUCGCCGUUUAUGUACCCAAAUAUGAGAGCUUCGAAAUUGCCGCUGCACGUCAAAGAUUCGUUGACUGAGAGGUCAAUGAACUUCGUAAACCGUUACUGCACUUUCCAGCGAAACGAGCCAUGUGCCUUGCCAGCCAUAGUGGAGCUCAUAGCAGGAUUCUUAGGUCAGAAACCGGAGGACGUCGCGCUUGCCACUGCCUUCAACGCCUUGAAGCUGUUCGGGCUGAGCCAGUAGGUUUACGCAACUUCAUAGUCACUGAAUUAAAAAAAAAUGCCCACGAUAAAAUGCCUACCGAGCUUGAAAGUAAAAUAAAUUAUAUAUCCUUCUAAACCCAGGAACCUAUAAUGGGAAUAGCUAGUAUGUCCAUAAUUUUGUAUGAAAAACGUACUGCCUUAUUUGUCAUAACUAACGCAUUAGCAUUGCGCUAACUAAGGUUUUUUCUUAACAAACACGUCAAUUACUCUGAUAUUACUUAAUAAAACAAACUAAAUGACAUAUAUUUAGUAGUAAUGAUACGGCUUGGCGGCCUAGUGGGGAGAGUCUGCUUGCGAACCCUGUGGUCGCAAUUUCACAUCCGGCUUAAUUAGGUUUGUUUUUUUUUUAGAAAUUUGUUGAAGCACCUAUAUGAUUUAACCAUUCGUUUUUAAUUCAAAAAUGCGUUUAUUUUUUAUUUUACAUAUUUAAACCUUCAUAUUAUUAAUAUUUAAAUGUAAUAUUACGAUACUCGUUGCCUAUAGCAUUGCUUAUACCGGUUAGGGGGUUAUAUCGUCGGGGAUAAUGCGCGUAACGAAUUACGCGUAACUAGCAUUUGAUUAUGAGUCUCCAUUUCGGUAAUUUAGUCGCCAAAUCAAGUUAGUGUGGUUUACGGGAAUAUAUUGUUUUCAUUCCGUAGACAAUAUAAAUUAAUGCUUAUUGUGCAAAAAUGAGUGUCGUCCAUUUAAAUAACAAAGUAAUAACGUUAAAUCCGAUACGCGCUUUUUACCAAUGCUACAUACGCGGAUUUCUUUACAAUUCAUUAGUGUUUUCGUUCCGAAUCACAGAAAUACCUAUAGGACCUUAUAGUACUUAUAGGUCAGAAUAAAAAUUAAGAAGCAGACCUGGAAGAAGGUGUAGACAACAUAAAUUAACGUUUACUGUUUAAAAAUGAGUGUCGUAAUGAUUGAAAUAACAAAGUAAUGUCGUUAAAUCCCUUGGAACGCGGAUUUGCACCAUCGUCGACCAUAAUAUGUUUAAAUAAUGAAUUUCGCUAAAAAUCUGGAUAACUUUAGUUAUGAUAGAUGGGCAGCGUGUUUUUCUAAAUAUCCUAUGACUAUGUAGAAUAAAUAUAUGGCGCUAAAUAUGAACGCAUGCAAUAUUUUUACGUGAUCAUGGGAAUUAUAAUGGGUUAGAAUGACUUAACACUGUAUAUGGGAUCUUACAAGGAUAUUGCACUGCUAUUAUAAUAUAACAGUGUUGUAACUCAAAAUACGUAGAAAUUAAUAUUAUACGCGUCAAUAAAACUGUACUUAGAAUAUUGUAAACAACAAUUAAAAUGCAUGUGUCUACUUAACUUAAAAUGAAACAAAGUUUAAAUGAGCUACUUUUGGAAAAACAGUUCUUGCUCAUAAUUUAUGAAAUUAGUUUUCGCUUUUUUUUUUCAAAUAUGUUUGGCUACUUGGUAGUCGUU